Messenger RNA from Sphenostylis stenocarpa, 2172 nucleotides. The record is from the annotation of a GenBank genome assembly. NCBI's taxonomy places the organism in Eukaryota, Viridiplantae, Streptophyta, Magnoliopsida, Fabales, Fabaceae.
AUGAUUCCUCGGCUUCUGGGAGCUUAUAUAAGCCGCCAAUUCUUAAUCAACGUCCGACACAUCGUAUGUUUCUUUGUUGCAGCAUUUCAGACACUGUACCUUUUCUUCACCAUGUCCAAUCCCAAAUCCGAGUUAAUGUCUGAGCCCUCUGUUUCAGAACCUCCACCGACGCAACCCUCUGUGCCCAUUUCCUACCCAAUCAAAACCCUUGAGGAGUUGGAGUCUCGCUCGUAUUUCGACUCCUUUCACUACCCUUUCAACAAGGCGUCGGUUCCCAUUCUCAGUGGAGAUUCUUCUUCGUUGCCCCAUAGGCGCAGAUUGCUUGUGUGCCAUGACAUGGCUGGGGGCUACUUGGAUGACAAGUGGAUUCAAGGUGGUACUAACCCCGAUGCUUAUGCCAUUUGGCAUUGGCACAUGGUCGAUGUCUUUGUCUACUUUUCACACAGUGUCGUUACUCUUCCUCCUCCGUCGUGGACUAACACUGCUCAUCGCCAUGGUGUUAAGGUGUUGGGGACUUUCAUUACUGAAUGGGAUGAGGGAAAGGCUGUCUGUGAUACACUACUGUCAACAAAGGAAACUGCACAUAUGUAUGCAGAACGUCUGGCUGAGCUUGCCACGGAGUUAGGUUUUGAUGGGUGGCUAAUAAAUAUGGAAGUGAAGUUGGAUCAGGGUCAAAUUUCUAAUUUGAAAGAGUUUGUAGACCAUUUAUCAUUAACUAUGCAUUCUUCUGUGCCUGGAUCGUUGGUGCUAUGGUAUGACAGUGUUACAGUUGAUGGUAAAUUGAAUUGGCAAGAUCAACUAAAUGAACAUAAUAAGCCGUUCUUUGAUAUAUGCGAUGGAAUAUUUGUGAACUAUGCAUGGAAGGAAGACUAUCCAAAGCUUUCCGCUGCUGUUGCCAGUGAACGGAAGUUUGAUGUGUACAUGGGAAUUGAUGUAUUUGGAAGGAACACAUAUGGUGGUGGACAGUGGAAUGUAAAUGUUGCUCUAGAUUUACUCAGAAAGAAUGAUGUCUCUGCUGCAAUAUUUGCUCCUGGAUGGGUCUAUGAGACAAAACAAGCACCAGAUUUUGAGACUGCUCAGAAUAGUUGGUGGGGUCUUGUAGAAAAGUCAUGGGGAGUACUGCGAACAUUUCCUGGAACACUACCAUUCUACACUGAUUUUGAUCAGGGGCGUGGCUAUCAUAUUUCAGUUGAUGGUGACAAUGUAUCAGAUACUACUUGGUGCAACAUUUCUUGCCAAGGUUUCCAGCCACAACUUGGGUUUUCCGAUCCUGCAAAUUCUAUUCAAGUUUCUGUAGACUUGAAGGAAGCAUCAUAUAGUGGAGGGGGAAACAUUACAUUCAAAGGAUCCCUUGAAGAGCAAACUUACUUUGAGAGCAAAAUCCUUCAAGGAGAGUUUCUUUUGAGCGAGUUGCCUAUCCACUUUUUUUAUUCUGUGAAAUCUGAUGGCAAUUCUUCAUUGGGACUUAAGCUAGAGUUCACAUCCACUGGCAAUGACCGAAGAGCAUCUAUACUUCUCGCACCCCGGGCAGUGAAUAAUUUUUCAAGCAAGUUCAGCAAAGUAAUCAUGACUCGUGAACAUAAGGGAAUUUCCUCUGGAUGGGUUAUAAAUGAAGGUGAAGUCGCAAUGAAUGGAUACACUUUAACAGAAAUCCAUGCAGUGUGCUAUAGAUCAGAUUCUCGAGUCAAUGAAAUAGGAUGGCAACACAGGUCAAAUGACAAUGAUGGAACUGUGGCUUCCCCAUUAGAUUAUUUUACACUUCUUGGUCAUAUCACAAUCAAAACUUCUGACUAUAAAUCAGAUUUUCCUGUGUCUUCUUCCUGGCUAGUUGAUGGCACCUGCAUAAAAUGGACAUCAGACCCUCUUGGUUCAAAGACCCUCGAUGUUAAAAUUUCUUGGAAACUAAAAAAUGAGAAUAAUUAUUUAUUUUUAAAGUACAACGUUUACUUGGUGAAAUUAUCAAAACAAGCAGGUGGUAGUCCAGGUACAACAUUAGAGGAUGUAAAAGAGUACCUUGGAGUAGCACAAGUAAGCUGUUUCUAUGUUUCUAACCUCAUAGUUCCUUCAGACACUUCUACUCUCAAAUUUAUAAUACAAGUCUGCGGUGUAGAUGGGACAAUUCAGGAAUUGGACGAGUCUCCAUAUUAUGAAUUGGAAGUUGAAGGUAGUUAA